Messenger RNA from Macadamia integrifolia, 10690 nucleotides. Its product is annotated as BEACH domain-containing protein B-like. Lineage: Eukaryota; Viridiplantae; Streptophyta; Magnoliopsida; Proteales; Proteaceae. The transcript has 41 exons. The coding region runs from base 280 to 10107 and encodes 3275 amino acids. Gene Ontology annotation, molecular function: protein binding. The record is from RefSeq and is a predicted model, not a curated record.
UUUUCACCGUCUUCCCUUAUUUCUCGUAAGGUAAGAUAGACGCCAUUACAGCUCCAGAGAAGCACAAUAACCUGAAACAUCAGAUCUCGUUUCAGAAGGUUUCGAAGUCCUGGCUUAUCCGAAUUGUUCGAUCUGGUCAGAACCCUUGUUGCAAUGACAAUUGUUCUCAAUUCUGUAAACAAACCGUGGAGCUCAUUACAAGUGUUGUGCCAGGAAAGCCAAUUUUGUCUAAAUACUUUGAUUUAGAAGUCUUGAUGUCGAAUAAAUCUUUGGGGAAGCAUGAACAUUGUUAAAGGUGUUGCUGACCUUCUUCGAAGGACCUCUACUGGCCAACCUGGAGAAUCUGGUUCAUGGUCACAAGCGGAGAGGUUCUCUGCCCCCUGCCCAAAGAUCUGCUUCAGUGAAGUUGGUGAUGAGGCAAUUCUGAACACACUUUGGAGAAGACAUGAGGCUGCCAUUGAUAAGGUGGAAAAGAGGAAGUUGUUUUAUGUCUUCCUCAAGCAGUUUCUACUCGUUUACAAGAACUGGGAACCUGUGUGUUCUUCUCAGUUGCUGGAAGUUUCUUCAACCCUCCAGCUUGAGGAGCAUUCGUCAAGCUUUGAUGACAUAGUAGUUGGCUGCUCAGAUGGGCAUCCUGCUGAAAUCAUCCUUACCCUGAGUCAAGAGGUUGCACAAUUGACUUCUCUUGUCACUGAAUUGAACACCAAUACAGCAGAAUCUAUAGAAGACCUGUCGGGUGGUUCUUUUACUAUGAGUAUCAUUGCCGAAGGGUUCCCUGUCUUGGAUGCACUGACAAUUGUAGUUCGCUCGAUGCACAAUUGUAAAGUUCUUGGCUACUAUGGGGGUAUACAAAAGCUUACUGCACUAAUGAAAGCUGCAGUUGUCCAACUUAAGACAGUUACAGUUGCACUUGCUGCUGACGAAGGUUUAUCAAAUCCUACUGUAGAGAAGACUAAAAUGUUGCAGAAGAUACUUAUCUAUGUGGUUUCAAUAAUUUUCAGUUUUAUUUAUUUAAACUUAAAUGCACAUGAGAAGGCUCAGUUGCAUGCCAGUAGUUCGGAUUUUUCUGUUCCAACACGCAGUGCAUGCUUGAGUGAUCCUUCUACUGGUUUGAAGACUUCUAUAUCUGAAACGUGGCGGCAGUGGCAUCAGAAGGCAGUUGUAUCAGUAAUGGAAGCUGGUGGCUUAAAUUGGUUAGUAGAGCUGUUGCGCGUCAUCAGACGAUUAAAUAUGAAAGAGCAGUGGACUGAUAUCUCUCUUCAGUAUUUGACUUUGAGAACUCUUCAGUCAGCACUAUUUGAAAAUCCACGUGGUCAGAAUCAUUUUAGAAGUAUUGGUGGACUUGAAGUUCUUUUGGAUGGGCUUGGCCUUCCCUCAGAUAAUGCAUUGCUGUCAAGGAAUACCCGUCUUGCUGAGAAAGACAGAAAGGAGAAUCCUUUCCCGGUUGUGUUUGGGCUUCAACUUCUUUCUUUAGAAGUCCUAAGGGAGGUGGUCUUUGGGAAUUUAAACAACUUACAGUUUCUUUGCGAAAACGGAAGGGUGCAUAAACUUGCAAAUAGCAUCUGCUGGCCUGCUUUCAUGCUUCAAGAAUUCAGACAAUGGAGUAUGGGCUCAUCUCUACAGGCUGAUCUUCAUGUGCCUGUUUUGGACUCUAAAGAGGAGUUUCCUGUAAUAGUCUCUUCAAUAGGGCCUCUUGUUCCGUUUGACACUUAUGUUUCUUUUUCUCAAUAUUGGAAAGAUUAUGCUGCUAAGUUAAGUAGUAUACUUUGUUCUUUCCUUAUGGUUUCUGAAGAUUUUCAGUUACAUCAUGUCCACACAUCAGUUGGUCGAACUGCUGUGGCAGUUUCUCCAGUAUAUUGGGAGCUUUCUAUAAAAUGGAUCAUGAAGGUUCUUCUUACCGUGUUGCCGUGCAUUAAAGCUUGCUCUAAUCAAAAUGAGCUGCCAGGCCAUUUAAGGGUUUUGGUUAAUACAUUGGAACGCUGUGUUCUUUAUACAUUCAGAAGGGUUCUUGUUUCUUCACCAGCAUUACUUGAAGUAUUUCGAGAAGAGGGAAUAUGGGACCUUAUUUUCUCUGAGAAUUUUUUCUAUUUUGGACCAACUUCAGAUGAAAGCUCUGGGGAACUCAUAAAAGAUAUUGAAGAGGUUCCUAGAUAUUCUGAACUAUCUUCUACCUCUAGCUCCUCUAUGAAUCAAGUAAAGUUGGAUGACGUUGAAAUUCUUCAAUUGGAGGUGAUUUCUUUUGUGGAGUUUGCUGCAACAUUCAAUGGGAGUGCACAUAACUUGCCUGAAUGUUCUGUGUUGUUAGAUGCACUUGAACAAUCUGUUUGUCAACCUGAAAUUGCAAAUGUUCUUGCAAAGAGCCUACAUCGUAUCCUACAGCUUGCAACUGAGAAAACUGUUGCUUCUUUCAAGACAUUGAAUGCAAUUCCGAGAGUGCUCAAAGUUGCUUGUGUUCAAGCCCAAGAAUUCAGAAGGUCUGGAUGUAUAAGCCCUCUUGUUGAGAAUGAGUUUACAGAGGGUGAAAAUUAUCAGAGCAGUAGUUCAAUUGAGAGAGCUCAAAGUUGGCUUAAAUGCAUGAAGACUUCUAUGGAGCUCUUUACUGAGUAUCUAUCAGUAGUGGAUGAUGCAAAGAGUUUAGUUUUACGUGACUCUUCAUCGAUUGAUUGCUUAUUUAAUUUGUUCUGGGAAGGAGAGUUGAGGAAGCAAGUGCUGAGACAUAUUCUUGAUCUAAUGAAGCUGCCACCAUCUUUUAAAGAAGAUCAAGUAGCACUGUUGCACUUAUGCUCUAAAUAUUUGGAGAUGUUUACUUCUGUAAAGGAAAGAGAACAGAAUUUUGCAGAAUUGUCAAUUGGUCUAUUGGUUGGUAUGAGAGAUAUGCUUUUAAGUGAUAAAAUGUAUUAUCAGACUUUGUUCCGUGAUGGAGAAUGCUUUUUGCACAUUGUCUCUUUGUUAAAUGGAAAUCUUGACAAGGGUAGUGGAGAAAAGUUGGUCCUGAAUGUUCUUCAAACACUGACUUCUCUGCUUGCAGGAAAUGAUACCUCAAAGGCUUCUUUUAGAGCUCUUGUGGGGAAGGGUUAUCGGACAUUGCAAAGUUUGUUGUUGGAUUUUUUCCAGUGGCAGUCAAGUGAAGGGCUUUUGAGUGCUCUGUUAGACAUGCUUGUUGAUGGAAAGUUUGAUAUCAAAUUGACAACCGUAAUAAAGAAUGAAGAUGUGGUCUUACUUUUUUUAAGUGUUCUGCAGAAGAGCAGUGAUUCAUUGCGGUCUUAUGGGCUUAAUGUAUUUCAGCAACUGCUAAGAGAUUCCAUCUCUAAUCGAGAUUCAUGUGUGAGAGCAGGAAUGCUUAAUUUUCUUCUUGAUUGGUUUGCCCAAGAGGAGAAUGACGGUGUGAUUUUGAAAAUUGCUCAACUAAUUCAAGUUAUCGGUGGUCAUAGCAUAUCUGGCAAGGACAUACGGAAAAUUUUUGCUCUUCUUCGUGGUGACAAAAUUGGGGCAAGGCAACAGUACUGCUCAUUGCUGUUGAUCAGCAUUCAAUCUAUGCUUAACGAAAAAGGGCCUGCUGCCUUUUUCGAUCUCAGUGGAAAUGAAUCUGGAAUUGUAAUAAGAACACCGGUGCAGUGGCCUCACAAUAAGGGAUUUUCCUUCUCAUGUUGGGUCAGAGUAGAAAACUUCCCCAGAACAGGAACCAUGGGUCUUUUUAGUUUUCUUACAGAAAAUGGGAAAGGGUGCUUUGCUGUGUUUGGGAGAGACAAGUUGGUUUAUGAGUCUAUCAACGUCAAACGACAGUGUGUUUCGUUGCAUCUGAGCCUAGUGCGAAAGAAAUGGCAUUUUCUUUGCAUUACUCAUAGCGUUGGGAGAGCAUUUUCUGGCGGAAGCAUACUGCGAUGUUACCUUGAUGGUGAUCUUGUAUCAUCUGAGAAAUGCAGGUAUCCUAAGAUUAAUGAAGCUUUGACAUGUUGUUCAAUUGGAGCAAAAGUAAGUCCAGCUGUGUAUGAAGAAGAGAACCCACUGUUCUCUGUCAGAGAAUGUUCUCCGUUUCUUGGACAGAUUGGUCCAGUUUAUAUGUUCAGUGAUGCUAUUUCUUCUGAGCAAAUCUUGGGCAUUUAUUCCCUAGGGCCAAGUUAUAUGUAUUCAUUCCUUGAUAAUGAAGUUGCACUUGCUUCCGACUACCCUUUGCCCAGUGGAAUUCUUGAUCCAAAAGAUGGUCUUGCAUCUAGAAUCAUUUUUGGUCUCAAUGCGCAGGCCAGUGAUGGCAGGAAUUUAUUUAAUGUUUCACCACUGCUGGAUCAUGCACUGGACAAGAACUCAUUUGAAGCUGUAGUAAUGGCUGGAACACAGUUAUGUUCUCGUCGCUUGUUGCAACAGAUAAUUUACUGUGUUGGGGGUGUCUCAGUAUUUUUUCCACUUUUGACUCAGUUCGGUAAAUUCGAAGAUUCUGAGAGUGAACAAACGGAGGAGACAAUUCUUAGAUCUAUCACUAGGAAUUGUAUUGCAGCUGAAGCUGUUGAGCUUAUAGCUUCUUUCCUGGAUGAGAAUAUAGCAAAUCAGCAACAAAUGCAUCAUGUUUCUGGGUUUUCCAUUCUGGGAUUUUUGUUGCAAUCAGUUCCAUCCCAGCAGCUUAAUUUGGAAACCCUGUCAGCUUUGAAACACAUGUUUAAUGUUGUGGCAAACUGUGGCCUGUCAGAGCUGCUGGUGAGAGGUGCAAUUUCGAGCAUAUUUCUUAAUCCUCUUAUCUGGGUACAUACGGCUUACAACGUUCAGCGCGAGCUGUAUAUGUUUCUUAUACAGCAAUUUGACAAUGAUCCAAGACUACUUACAACUCUCUGUCGGCUUCCACGCGUUAUUGAUAUAAUACACCAGUUUUACUGGGACAAACCAAAAACUCGCUCUGCUUUUGGCAGCGUGCCUCUUUUGCAUCCUGUCAGUAAACAGAUAAUUGGAGAGAGACCAAGUCGAGAAGAAAUUCAUAAAAUACGUCUUGUUCUGUUAAGUCUUGGUGAAAUGAGUCUCAGGCAGAACAUUGCAGCAUCAGAUAUAAAAGCGCUUAUAGCUUUUUUUGAGAGAAGUCAAGAUAUGGCAUGUGUUGAGGAUGUGUUACAUAUGGUUAUUCGUGCUGUUUCUCAAAAGCCAUUGCUUGCUUCUUUUCUGGAACAAGUUAAUAUUCUUGGUGGCAGUCACAUUUUCGUUAAUCUCCUUCAGAGGGAAUCCGAACCAAUAAGAUUGCUCAGUUUGCAAUUCCUGGGAAGACUUUUGGUUGGACUUCCAUCUGAGAAGAAGGGACCCAGAUUUUUCAAUCUUGGAGUUGGAAGAUCCAGAUCUCUUUCAGAAAGCCAUAGGAAGGUCAAUACAAGGCUGCAACCAAUUUUUUCUGCAAUAGCUGAUAGACUUUUCAAGUUUCCACAAACAGAUCUUUUGUGUGCCACCUUGUUUGAUGCUCUUCUUGGGGGUGCUAGCCCAAAGCAGGUCUUACAGAAGCAUAAUCAAGCUGACAAGCAGAGGAGCAAAGGAAACAAUUCCCACUUCUUCCUUCCUGAGAUGUUGGAGCUUAUUUUCAGAGUUCUGUCAAGCUCUAAUGACACAUCUACAAGAGUGAAAAUAUUAUGGGAUUUGCUUGAUCUUCUUGAUUCAAAUCCUUGCAAUAUCGAAGCGUUGGUGGAACAUGGUUGGAAUUCCUGGCUAGCAACAUCUGCAAAGCUUGAUGUACUUAAAAACUACAAAGCUGUGUCAAGGGAUCAAAGUGAUGGUAGGGCAAAUGAACAGCAUCUUGUGAGGAACUUAUUUUGCGUUGUUCUUUGUCACUAUAUGCAUUCUGUGAAAGGUGGCUGGCAGCAUUUAGAAGAGACAUUGAAUUUCCUACUCGUUCAGUCGGAGCAAGGUGACAUCUCAUAUCGGGACUUACUUCGUGAUAUCUUUGAGGAUUUAGUUGGGAGACUUGUAGAAUUAUCUUCUGAGGACAACAUUUUUGUGUCUCAACCAUGUCGAGACAAUACACUAUACCUCUUAAGACUGGUCGAUGAGAUGCUUAUAGAAGAAAUUGGUCAUAAACUGCCGUAUCCUGGAAGUAGCUCUGAUAUUUUCCCUGAUUCUCUCGAACUAGAAAGCCAGUAUGAUCUCAACUCGACUUUAUCUGAGACCUCUCGAGGAGAAAACAGUGACAGGACGCUUAGAAACCCUGAACUCCAUAAGCAGCCUUUGUUGAAUGAAGAUGACGCCAUGAAUGAUGAGUGGUGGAAUUUAUAUGACAAGCUGUGGAUAAUUAUUAGUGAGAUGAAUGGAAAGGGGCCAAGCAAGAUUCUAACGAAACCCUCUUCAUCAAUUGGCCCAUCUCUUGGUCAAAGAGCUCGUGGCUUAGUAGAAUCAUUAAAUAUCCCAGCUGCUGAAAUGGCUGCUGUUGUUGUGUCGGGAGGAAUCAGCAAUGCUUUGGGUGGAAAACCAAGUAAAAGUGUCGAUAAGGCUAUGCUCUUAAGAGGGGAAAAAGUUCCAAGAACUGUUUUUCGGCUUGUUAUUUUAUAUUUGUGUAAAGCUGGUCUAGAAAGAGCCUCAAGAUGUGUUCAACAGGUCAUUCCACUGCUUCCCUGCCUUCUGGCUGCUGAUGAUGAGCAAAGCAAGAACAAACUGCAGCUCUUUAUUUGGUCCUUGCUCACUGUUAGGUUGCGAUAUGGAAUGAUGGAUGAUGGGGCCCGUUUUCAUGUUCUAUCACAGUUGAUUCGAGAAACAGUCAACUGCGGGAAAUCCAUGCUUGCUACUGGUAUUGUGGGCAAAGAUGAUUCAUCAGAUUCAGUCAGCAAGCAAGCAAGCUCCAUUCAUGGUUUAAUUCAGAAAGAAAGGGUCCUUGCUAUGAUCGCUGAUGAGGUAAAGUACAUUAGCACUUCAAAAGCUGAUCGCAACAAACAAUUGCAUGAGCUACGAGUUAGGAUGGAUGAAAUAUCCUAUGCUGAAUCUAAUCAGAAAAGAGCUUUUGAAGAUGAGAUACAAAGUAGCUUAAGCACCAUUCUUGCUUCUGAUGAUAGUAGACGAGAUGCUUUCCAGCUUGCUCAUGAUGAGGAUCAGCAAAUUGUUGCUCAAAAAUGGAUCCACAUGUUUCGUGCUUUGAUUGAUGAAAGAGGUCCAUGGUCAGCAAAUCCUUUCCCUAAUAGUACCAUCACACAUUGGAAACUUGACAAGGCAGAAGAUAUGUGGAGACGUAGACCAAAAUUAAGACGGAAUUAUCAUUUUGAUGAAAAGCUGUGUCAUCCUCCAUCCACUGCCUCCAGCAACGAUAUUUGUCGUCCUGUCAGUGAAAGCAAAACUGGUUUUGGGAGCCAUAUUCCUGAGCAAAUGAAACGCCUUAUAUUGAAAGGACUGCACAAGAUCACUGAUGAAGGAAGCAUGGAGCCUAGCGAAAAUGAUACAGAGCAAAAUGAGCCCAAAGCCUUUGCCCCUGAGGAUCCUUCAGACCAGUCCCCGGAGCUUUUGAAAGAUGGCUCUGAGCAGAAGGAUAUUGGUCAAGAUAGGAAGGAUCCUUCCUUCAGUACAGCAGAGACAGAAACUAGUGAGGUUCUUCUUUCUGUUCCUUGUGUGCUUGUUACACCAAAGAGAAAACUUGCUGGGCAUUUAGCAGUCAUGAAAAGUGUUCUACACUUCUUUGGUGAGUUUUUGGUGGAAGGAACUGGAGGAUCAUCUGUUUUUAACAGCUUUCAUGUCUCAAGUAGUUCCGACUCCACCAAGCCUGAUCAAUUGGGUGGAGUCCAGAACCAGAAGUUAUCAAAGUGGCCCUUAAAUUCUGAUGUGGAGUUUGAGAAAGGAAACUCUAUUGAUAGCACAGAUAUAGUGGAUGAAACUGUACUUCAAAAACAACCAAACCAUAUCAAACGCCACCGUAGAUGGAAUGUCUCCAAGAUCAAAGCUGUUUACUGGACUCGCUAUUUGCUAAGACACAGUGCAAUAGAGGUUUUCUUCAAUGAUUCAUCUGCCCCCAUAUUUUUUAAUUUUGCUACAACUAAGGUUGCCAAAGAUGUCGGGACGUUGAUAGUCUCCUGUAGAAAUGAAUCAUUGUUCCCAAAAGGAAGUGCCAAGGACAGGAGCGGAGUUAUUUCAUUUGUAGAUAGACGUGUUGCAGUGGCUCUGGCAGAAACUGCAAGAGAGAGCUGGAGAAGAAGGGAUAUAUCCAACUUCGAAUACCUAAUGAUACUCAAUACACUUGCAGGCAGAUCCUACAAUGACUUGACUCAAUAUCCGGUCUUCCCUUGGGUUUUGGCUGAUUAUUCCUCUGAGAAACUUGACUUUAACAAAUCUUCAACUUUCCGGGACCUUUCGAAACCUGUUGGUGCUUUGGAUUCAAAAAGGUUUGAGGUUUUUGAGGAUAGAUAUCGUAACUUCUGUGAUCCUGAUAUUCCUAGUUUCUACUAUGGGUCCCACUAUUCGAGCAUGGGGAUGGUGCUCUUCUAUCUUCUUAGAUUAGAGCCUUUCACAACUCUGCACCGUAAUUUGCAGGGUGGUAAAUUUGACCAUGCGGAUCGCCUUUUCCAAAGCAUUGAGGGCACAUACAGGAACUGCCUUUCUAAUACAAGUGAUGUGAAGGAGUUAAUACCUGAAUUCUUUUACAUGCCAGAAUUUCUUGUGAAUUCAAACUCAUAUCAUUUGGGAGUGAAACAGGAUGGUGAACCUAUUGCCGAUGUUUGUCUUCCCCCUUGGGCCAAGGGGUCUCAUGAAGAAUUUAUAAACAAAAAUCGAGAAGCUCUUGAAAGUGAAUAUGUCAGCUCCAAUCUCCAUCAUUGGAUUGAUUUGGUAUUUGGUUACAAGCAGCGUGGGAAACCUGCAGUGGAGGCAGCCAAUGUCUUCUAUUAUUUAACUUAUGAAGGUGCAGUUGAUCUGGAUACUAUGGAAGAUGAAUUGCAAAGAUCUGCCAUUGAAGAUCAGAUAGCAAAUUUUGGGCAAACACCAAUUCAGAUUUUUCGUAAAAAACACCCCAGAAGAGGCCCUCCAAUUCCCAUUGCUCAUCCUUUAUAUUUUGCUCCUGGUUCAAUAAGUUUGACUUCCACUAUUUCUAGUACAACUCAUCCUCCAUCUGCUGUAUUAUUUGUUGGUAUAUUAGACUCGAACAUUGUCCUUGUGAACCAGGGGCUCACCCUGUCAAUCAAGAUGUGGUUGACCACUCAACUUCAAUCCGGUGGAAAUUUCACCUUUUCUGGCUCACAGGAUCCUUUUUUUGGAAUUGGUUCUGAUGUUCUUGUCCCUUGUAAAAUUGGUAGUCCAUUGGCUGAAAAUAUUGAGCUUGGAACACAAUGCUUUGCUACAAUGCAAACUCCAUCUGAAAAUUUUUUGAUCUCUUGUGGCAAUUGGGAAAACAGCUUCCAGGUCAUAUCCCUUAAUGAUGGAAGAAUAGUGCAAAGUAUCCGGCAGCACAAAGAUGUGGUCAGUUGUGUUGCAGUGACAUCUGAUGGAAGCAUCCUUGCUACUGGAAGUUAUGAUACAACAGUCAUGGUGUGGGAGGUUUUUCGUGUCCGAGGAACAGAAAAGAAAGUUCGAUAUGCACAAACAGAGCUACCCAGAAAGGACUAUAUUAUUGUUGAAACUCCUUUCCAUAUCCUUUGUGGCCAUGAUGAUGUAAUCACGUGUUUAUUUGUCAGUGCAGAGCUUGAUAUAGUUAUCAGUGGGUCAAAAGAUGGAACUUGUGUUUUCCACACCUUGCGAGAAGGAAGAUAUAUAAGGUCUCUUCAGCAUCCAUGUGGCAGUGCCCUGUCAAAACUGGUUGCAUCUAGGCAUGGACGGAUAAUAUUUUAUGCUGAUGAUGAUCUCAGUUUGCACCUCUAUUCUAUAAAUGGAAAACACAUUGCAACAUCGGAAUCUAAUGGGCGUCUGAAUUGUGUUGAACUCAGUAGUUGUGGUGAGUUCUUGGUUUGUGCAGGCGACCAAGGACAGAUAGUUGUAAGGUCGAUGAACUCACUUGAGGUUGUGAGAAGGUAUGAUGGUGUUGGGAGGAUUAUAACAUCUCUAACUGUGACACCAGAAGAGUGCUUCUUAGCUGGCACCAAGGAUGGAAGCCUUCUUGUAUAUUCCAUAGAAAACCCUCAGCUUCGAAAAACUAGCAUUCCUCGAAAUGUGAAAUCAAAAGCUUCUUUGACAGGAUAGACAAUUCCAUACUGCACCUCUAGAUUUCCUCCAUCAGUGCUGACCAAUGAUGUUGACCUGAGAUGGCUUAAGAGUUAUUUCAGUAUGGUGUAGAUUUGCAAGGGAGACCACUGUUGAUGCAGAUUGUUUGAUCCACGGCCAUGCAGCAGCUACAACAUCAAGGUCGGGAACUUAACCAAUAGUGCUUCAUCACUCCCACCUAUUUCACUUCACAAAACUGCUGAAGCUUCACAUCCUCAGGUAAUCCUUACUUCAUGAACAUGAAGGUGAUAAAGCCUUCUACAUCUUAUGGGAUAUUUACAUGUCACAAAUCACUCACCUGCCAUUUCACCAAAAGGGCAUAUGUUCCAUUGUACAAAUUCAAGCGGGGGCUCAUCAUAUCUAUUUUCAGGUGGUGCGCUGGCUAGCGGAUCUCUCUCAAUACAUUUGUGUACAUUAAAUUCUUGAACAUUGAUUUAGGGGAAAUUUUUUUCUAAUUUUUCUUUCCCCUUUGUAUCAAUAUAACAUAGUGCGCAAAUAUGUAACUUGUAUAGUUAGGCUUAAUGCCUUGCAAUAUGAAUGAGAGGUGGUGUUCAAUUUAAAA